Astrephomene gubernaculifera is the source of this 469-nucleotide messenger RNA. The record is from the annotation of a GenBank genome assembly. NCBI's taxonomy places the organism in Eukaryota, Viridiplantae, Chlorophyta, Chlorophyceae, Chlamydomonadales, Astrephomenaceae.
CACUCGCAGCGGCCGCACCAGCAGCAGGAGCAGCUGAAUGUGCUGAGUGUGGAGAACCUGCCGCGACCGCUGGGCGGCAAGUUCGGUCACACCCCGCUCUUAAGCUACGCGGUGCGCUUCAACGCCGCCCAACAAGCCAUCUUCUCCCCGCCCGCACCCCGCCACCGCGACCCCGCCGGCGCCGCCCGCCUGGCAGCCUCCUACGCACAGCUCCACAGCCUGCUGCACUCGCCCGCUGCUGCUGCCUCCGCAUCCGCCGGCGGCAGCGGGGCCCCGGGAGGGGCGGCGGCGGCAGGCGGUGCUGCUGCGGCUAGGCCCAACAAGUUGGCGUGGUUUGCGGAUAGCUCUGCGGUGUUGGUGGCAAGUCGGGAUCGGGACAUGGAGGUGUACCUGGUGUGUGAUCCGCUGACGGAUAAGGCCACGGCGAGUGGGCUGCUGGAGGCGAUGCGGCGGCAUUUUAGCGACAGGG